AUAACUUUGGAGAUCUUCACCAAACUUGAGCAGAAAUGGCUAUCACACUGUGAAACCACCAAGAAGGUUCGGAUCCUCAGCAUUGACGGUGGUGGAACCACCAGCAUUGUCUCCGGUGCCUCUCUUAUACACCUUGAAGAUCAGAUCCGCCUCAAAACCAGUGAUCCUCAUGCUAAAAUUGCCGAUUUCUUUGACAUGAUAGCCGGCACUGGCGUCGGUGCUAUUCUUGCCGCCAUGAUCUCAGCCGACGAUGGAACUGGCCACCCGCUUUUCACUGCCACAGAAGCUGUCAAGUUUAUCACUCAGAAUAACUCCAAGCUCUUCAAAGUUAAUAAGCUCGCCGGAGCUCUUCACCGUCAGAAGAGAUUCUCCAGUAAAAGCAUGGAUAAGGUACUCAAGGAAAUGUUCAAGAGAGAAGACGGAACGGUUUUGACACUGAAGGACACGUGUAAGCCUCUCCUGGUUCCUUGCUAUGACCUCAAGAGUUCCGCUCCUUUUGUUUUCUCUCGUGCUGACGCUUCCGAAUCACCAAGCUUCAACUUCGAUCUUUGGAAAGUAUGUCGCGCCACGUCCGCCACUCCAAGCCUCUUCAAACCUUUUCCACUGAUAUCUGUCGAUGGCAAGACCUCGUGCACCGCCGUGGACGGCGGUUUGGUCAUGAACAACCCUACCGCAGCUGCAAUAACGCACGUGCUCCAUAACAAGAGAGAUUUCCCGUCGGUCAACGGCGUGGAGAAUCUGCUGGUUUUGUCGUUAGGCAACGGUCCAACGGGCGGAUGGUCAAAGGUUCGUAAUAAUGGCGACUGCUCAACUUCUUCAGUCGUUGACAUUGUGCUCGACGGAGUCUCGGAGACCGUGGACCAGAUGUUGGGGAACGCUUUCUCUUGGAACCGUGCAGACUACGUUAGAAUUCAGGCAAACGGACUGGGGAGUGAAAGGAUGGAGGAGGUACUGAAUGAAAGAGCAGUGGAGUCGUUACCAUUUGGCGGGAAGCGGUUACUGACGGAAACUAACGGGCAGAGAAUUGAGGGCUUUGUGCAGCGCCUUGUUGCCUCCGGAAAAACAAGUCUUCCUCCAAGUCCCUGCAAGGAGUCAGCCGUUAGUCCGCUUGCCAACAGCCGUUAAACAACUUUCAUUUUUAUUUUUAAAUCUCACUCUUUUAAUCCGUUGUAAGU
Messenger RNA from Hibiscus syriacus, 1175 nucleotides. Its product is annotated as probable inactive patatin-like protein 9. The record is from RefSeq and is a predicted model, not a curated record. The annotation marks the transcript as partial. The transcript is spliced from 2 exons. Gene Ontology annotation, biological process: lipid metabolic process. Lineage: Eukaryota; Viridiplantae; Streptophyta; Magnoliopsida; Malvales; Malvaceae.